This is a messenger RNA of Hippopotamus amphibius kiboko, 2432 nucleotides long. RefSeq names its product cannabinoid receptor 2 (gene CNR2). Gene Ontology annotation, molecular function: cannabinoid receptor activity. Gene Ontology annotation, biological process: cannabinoid signaling pathway. The transcript is spliced from 2 exons. The record is from RefSeq and is a predicted model, not a curated record. The coding region runs from base 188 to 1270 and encodes 360 amino acids. Lineage: Eukaryota; Metazoa; Chordata; Mammalia; Artiodactyla; Hippopotamidae. Gene Ontology annotation, cellular component: membrane.
GAAAGCAAAAGCAAGAGAAAGCUGGUUGGAGGGCAGCAGCCCCACAGGAGCUCUGACUGGGACCCAGGGCUGGGCCUUAGACACACAACCGCCAGGACUCCUCAACGUCCAGCGACGUCAGGGAGCUCAGCCACAGACAACCCAAAGGCUUCUUGGCAAGCCCGGCGGAAGCCGAGGGACCCACCCCAUGGAGAUAUGCUGGAAGAUAGAGGCGGUCAACGGCUCCAGUGAUGGCUUGGAUUUCAACCCCCUGAAGGAUUAUAUGGUCCUGAGCGGUUCCCAAAAGAUAGCUAUCGCCGUGCUGUGCACCUCCCUGGGGCUGCUAAGCGCUCUGGAAAAUCUGGUUGUGCUCUACCUGAUCCUGUCCUCACACCGGCUCCGCAGGAAGCCCUCGUACCUGUUCAUUGGCAGCUUGGCUGGGGCUGACUGUCUGGCCAGUGUGGUCUUUGCCUGCAACUUUGUGAAUUUCCACGUCUUCCACGGUGUGGAUUCCAAAGCUGUCUUCCUGCUGAAGAUUGGCAGCGUGACUAUGACCUUCACGGCCUCUGUAGGUAGCCUGCUGCUGACUGCCAUCGACCGCUACCUCUGUCUGCGCUACCCACCGGCGUACAAAGCCCUACUCACCCGUGGCAGGGCACUGGUGACCCUGGGCAUCAUGUGGGUCCUCUCAGCAUUGGUCUCUUACCUGCCCCUCAUGGGAUGGACUUGCUGUCCCAGGCCCUGCUCUGAGCUUUUCCCCCUGAUCUCCAAUGACUACCUGCUGGGCUGGCUCCUGUUCAUCGCCCUCCUCUUCUCUGGCAUCAUCUACACCUAUGCGCAUGUCCUCUGGAAAGCCCAUCAGCAUGUAGCCAGCUUGGCUGAGCACCAGGACAAGCAAGUGCCUGGAAUGGCCCGGAUGAGGCUGGAUGUACGGUUGGCCAAGACCCUGGGGGUGCUGCUGACUGUGCUCUUCAUAUGCUGGUUCCCGGUACUGGCUCUCAUGGUCUACAGCCUGGCCACCACUCUGAGCAACCAGGUCAAGAUGGUCUUCGCCUUCUGCUCCUUGCUCUGCCUUGUCAACUCCAUGGUCAACCCCAUCAUCUAUGCCCUGCGGAGUGGGGAGAUCCGCUCCUCCGCCCACCACUGCCUGGCCCGCUGGAAGAAGUGCCUGAGGGGCCUCGGGCCUGAAGGAAAAGAAGAGGUCCCGAGGUCUUCAAUCAGUGAGACAGAGGCUGAUGUGAAAAUCACCCUGGGGCCAGAUUCCAGAGAGCUAUACUGCUCUUAUCGCUGAUGAGGCCUCUUUCACAAUUUUAAAUAAGCCAUGUCAGAAAUCAUUUCACUCCCUGGAGGAGAGUGUCCUUGAUCCUCUCAUCUUACUUGAACCAGCUCUAGAGCCUGGACACUUACCCCUCUUCACUGAGUGUUGGUACUGACCCCUGGAGGGUAGCUGGGCCACGCCUGUCUGAACAUCACCUGUUGGGUAUCCAGGCCCUGUGAGGGGCGGCACGGUGGAGGCAGGAGGCCUGGGACAGGCUCAGUGGAGGUCAUAACAACCUUCCCAACAUGAUGGCUUAGUGCCUGCAUUCUCUAGAGACCACAGGAGCCAGGCGGAGCCUUCAGGUUCAGCAACGAGGGACCUGGAGGAAAUCUGGGAAGAAUGGAUCGUUCUCCUGAGGUCUCAGGGCGUCAGAUGGGAUGGCUGACCGGCCCUUCUUCCUGCUUAAUUGUUCUAGAGCUAUGAAAGACCCCACCUGCAAGUCACCCUUUCCCACAGAGGACCAGGAAUUGCGAUGCGAUGAGGAUCAAAGAUGUUGAUCCACCUCUUGCAGAGGUAAUUGACAAGCCUCCAGCUCAGGGCAUCUUAUUAUUACGGCACUGGCCCUCUCUGACACCCUGAUAAUCCCCACUCACAACCAUUGUGUUCUCUUAGGUACCUGGGGAAUACAGAGGAAGCUGAGAUCACUUGAGACACAGAAUCUUCUGAAAAUUUUAUUGGUCUUGUGAAGUCCUAUUUGGUGGUACCACUGAAAGCAGGCAGUGUCCCAGUCUAACCCAACUCCAAGAAAAAGGAAGAUGUUCACAAAGAUUUUAUAAUCCCCCAAUCGUUUCAGCCAUCCCUCAAUUCAGCCCCUUUGUCUCCUCUACUCCCUAAGCCCUAUAAUGAAUAAUACACAGAGUAAGUGGGAGAAGGGGGAAAUUCCCUUACUAUGUGCCAGUCCAUCCCACAGUCCAUCAUCUCCAGCAGAGAUUCAGCCCCAUGCGUUUGAAGAUCCCAAGACACCCACAUUUUACAUAUCAGGGAGGCUAGGUUCCUACCAAAGGGGCUUAAAGCAGUAGGCAAAAGAAAUCGUUGAUGGUGAGAAGGAUUGCAGAGGAAUUCUAAUGCAAUUACUUGGGACUACAGAUGGAAUAAAAGGAAAGAUAUUGAUUAAACGUGCCUUCAUUUAAUACUU